CAUAAAUCUGCGCCGCGCUCCAGCAACUGUUAUGAUUUGACUGAAGAAAGGAAGACUCCUGGUUCAGCUGAGAUCUCGUGACACACUAUUAUAAAGAUGGCGUUUAUUAAAGAGGAGAGUGAAGACAUAAAGAUUGAAGAAGUGUUCAGUGUGAAACAUGAAGAUACUGAAGAACAAACAGACCUGAUGGUGCUGAAAGAGGAGCGCCAAGAACUGAAUAAUAUAGAAGAGAAAUAUCAGUAUGAGAAACAUCAUGAUUUCAUGACUGGAGAGAUGGAAAAGACUUACUCACAAAAAACAGCUCAGGAGACCAAUCAUAACAGUUAUUUCACUUGCCAACAGUGUGGAAAAAGUUUCAAUCGAAAACGAAACCUGGAAGUCCACAUGAGAGUUCACACUGGAGAAAAGCCUUUCACAUGCCAACAGUGUGGAAAGCGUUUCACUCAAACACAAAGCCUUAAAGUCCAUAUGAGAAUUCACACUGGAGAGAGCCGCUUCGCCUGUCAACAGUGUGGAAAGAGGUUCACUCAAAAACAAAAUCUUAAUGUCCACAUGAGAAUUCACAAUGGAGACAACCGUUUCACGUGCCAACAGUGUGGAAAGAGUUUCACUCAAAAACAAAACCUUACAGCCCACAUAAGAAUUCACACGGGAGAAAAGCCUUACACCUGCUCUCAUUGUGGACAGAGUUUUGCACAUAAAAACACCCUUAAUUCCCACACGAGAAUUCACACUGGAGAAAAGCUGUUCAUAUGUGAUCAGUGUGGGAAGAGCUUCACAACAGUAGUAAAUCUUAGGUAUCACAUGAUCAUUCACGCUGGAAAGAAACCAUUCACUGGAGGGAAACCUUUCACGUGUGAUCAGUGUGGAAAGAGUUUCUCACGUAAAGUAACCCUUAAUUCCCACAUGAGGAUUCAUUCAGGAGAGAACAGUUUCAUAUGUAAUCACUGUGGAAAGAGUUUUAGUCAUAGAAGUAGCCUCAACACUCAUACGAGACUUCACACUGGAGAGAAGCCUUUCAUCUGUAAACUGUGUGGCAAGAGUUUCUCACAAAAUGGAAAUCUUAAGGCUCACAUGAGUACUUGCACAGGAAAGAAGCGUUGUAAUGCUUCACAACUAAAGUAACCCUUCAUUUUCAUAAAGGGAUUCAACCAAAGAAGAAUGGUUUUAUAUUUAACUUCACGGUAUCCCACCCUUCAGGGUCCAAGAACACUAUCGUCAAGAUUACACUCUCCUGACGCUCCCAGCUCUAUGUUGCUCACACUUGAGCCCAACGUAUACUUCACUUUUUACGCAUAUGCGAGGGUCAGCGUACAGUGUGUGUGAUGUGAAUUUCAUCAGAAGAGUAUGCGCACCACCAGAUUUUUGUAACCACGCAUACUUUGUACGUGCAGGUUGCACAUGUGCAUUUAAUUUUUAGUUUAUCCACAAGGUGGCAACCAUGUCCUGGGGCCGUCGAUUUACAAGGUAAUCAAAGAAAAACUGCAUAAACAGAACAGACCGGAAUGCAUGCAAGCGACAGCGACAGUGGAGGCCUACAUAAAUGAGAGAUUAGCUAUGUCUCAUUUCGGAGGCUGCGUCCGCCGGAGGUCUUGCUUAAAGUGUCUGCAUACGUCAUCAAGGAUGUCUUAUUUAAGACAAGUAACUGUAAUACAAUUGACUGUUAUAGGUGUAAAAUAUUGUCAAUUCUUUCUUGCAGUUACUUUUAAAUAAGACUCUUUUGAAUGUGCCCUCAUUUGUACAACUCAAGCAUGAAAGAAUACAAAGAUGUUUACAUGGGUUGUAACUCAUGGCGAGAGAUUGCUCAAAAUCUGUGUAUGUGUACGAGUCAAAUGAUUGCAAGGCUGUGCAUUCGACUGUGCACAUAUGUGAGCGUACGCAUUAAAAAAAAGUAUUCUUAGUU
Messenger RNA from Megalobrama amblycephala (Wuchang bream), 1903 nucleotides. RefSeq names its product gastrula zinc finger protein XlCGF8.2DB-like. NCBI's taxonomy places the organism in Eukaryota, Metazoa, Chordata, Actinopteri, Cypriniformes, Xenocyprididae. Bases 97 to 1125 code for a protein of 342 amino acids. The transcript is spliced from 3 exons. The record is from RefSeq and is a predicted model, not a curated record.